CACACUUGACUGCCUAGCCACGGAACGGAUCUUUUCCUAUUUGAUUGCAAUGUCGGACUCUCCAGAUUCAGAGCUCUGCCCUGUUCAACACUUUCUAACUGCAGAGGCAGGGAGCUGGCUGGAUAGUACCUGUAACUUGGAAGGAUGGCUGAAAUACGGAACUUCACUUGGGCGGUGGAAGAUAUCUUCAAGGAAACUUUUCUCACUUACAUGAAUGGCUGGAGGAAAAACAUGACAAAAGCAGCAGACGAACUGCAAGCCAAGGUUGAUGCUGAAAACUUUGACUAUGUUAUCCUUUAUCUCAUGGUGAUGAUUGGUAUGUUCUCCUUCAUUAUUGUGGCAAUUUUGGUGAGUACUGUGAAAUCAAAGAGGCGAGAGCACUCCCAUGACCCUUAUCAUCAGUACAUCGUUGAGGACUGGGGUGAGAAGUAUAAAAGCCAGGUUCUGAAUCGAGAAGACCUCAAGUGUGUGAUCCAUGAAAACUUUGGUGCAAGGGACAAAACAAGUCCUGGAUCACCUUGAUGUUUUGGAAACAUCGGCAAUGAGGAAAUCAUUAAGCCACAUGCAGGGAACUCACUGAAAUUAUACAUAGCUGUGAAAAUGUUUAUUAGCUUAACACAGGUCAAGCUGGAACAGACUGCUGAGGAAAUCAACGUGACUGCUUUCUGUGAGAAAUUUGGCAUGGCUGCUCUGGGGAACACCCAAGAAAAAUGCAUAAUUGUGCUUUGCUUUGAUAUUCUGUUCUUCAGGAAAAUAAAGCCAUGAGAAAGAAUAACUUGAAUUUUUUUUAGCAUUUUUUUGAAAUCCAGAAGCAGAUCUGGAUUACUGAAAAACAGGCCACAAAAUAACUACGAAUUUUCAAGUGGUCAACAGUGCUGAUUUAGAUCCAAAGUGUAUGACCUAAGCCCAUCUUAAAAAGAACAUGAAUCUGUAUAACAAAACAUCAAAACCUUUAUCUAUUCAUUGAACAAUAUGUUGUGGUAUGAAUCACAGGAGGUAACCUAUAUCUACACUCACUUAUGCCAAACAAUUAUUUUAAUGAUCUGUCUCCUAUUUUGAUGUUGUUAUUCACUGGCUGCAAAGAUUGACUCAAGACCUUCUGAGGAGGCCUGGUUUAUAGCAAAAGUGCAGCUAGACUAGCAGUCUCAUCUAACAGCAUGUCCUGGUUGUGCAGGGCAGCUUCUAGAGGUUCACCAUCUUUCUUCAAGUCCAUGGCUAGCCAAGCUCUCUCUUCUGCUGUUCCUCAGCUCUCCAGAGUGAUCUAGCAAUCUGGGAUGCAAGCUGGCUGAUGGCAGCACCAGCCACAUCCCUACUAGCGGGAUGCAACCCAUUAGUGCAAACCACUGGGCUCCUGCUGUGGUUUUCAGAGGAAUUUCUAUGCCCAGCUAUCACGGCUGUCCCAUUGAUGUGCUUUCUAAGGGCUUCCCAUGUUGGGUACUGCUUUGCACUGGCUGAGAAAUGGAUUUUCAAGAUGGUUUGUCUUCUCCUGUGCUGCUAAAGUACCAUAAUGUUGGCUCUUGGAAUAAUUAGAAGCAGAGCUGGUAACACUUCUGCUAUUAAAACACGCUUCUUUUUGUAAGGCUCUGGGUUCAGCUCCUAUUCAUGUUGCCAGACUUAAACCGCUUAAGCUUAAAACUUCCUUGCUGGCUGUUGAUUGUGUGGGCUUGUUGUAUGUUUUUAUAAAGUUUUGGCUGAAACACUUCAGCCAUGCCUGCCACUGCAUUCCUGACAAGUUUGCCUCACUUGAAUUAAGAAGAAAUGAGAAAGUAAAGUGCUUCUUUUGUUGGGAAGCUUUGGCUUGUUUGGGAGACUGGUCUUGAGAUUUGGCACAGCAUAUGCUGUCGUGCUCCAGAUGUGCCUUUAGCUGGCAUAAUAACAAGUCUUUUAAUUGUCUGGGACCGUGAGUGCUAGCAAAGGUUUUUCGGGUCCUAGGGCAGACUGCUGGUGAGUAUCUUCCCACCAAGCACACUCCCGUUCCUCCCAUCUCCCCUGGGUGACCCAUGGGUGUCUGCCAGCCCUGAAGCUCUCUUUAGGACUGUGCCCCACCUCUGGGUGGAACCACUUUCCUUGCUGCUUAUCCUCGUGGCUCGCAGGCUGUAAGGGUGCAGUUAUUGUGUUCAAUGAGGUGGAGGGAGCCUGGUGGCCAUCUGGCUACACACGUGGUGUGGUUGGGGAAAGGAUGUGGCUUUUGGCAGGGUAUGACGGCAGAGGUGUGCCCAGAGAAGGUGUCCGGCUGUAACAACAUUUUCAGCAGCAGCUACACUCGCCAUCAGAAAUAAGUGGCAGCUUCCACCGCUGGCCGUGCCCCACUCCUGACUACUUGCAGACCAGCAAAACUGGGGACGAGGACACAGCCUGGCUAUGCCCUUGGGACACGGGGGCAAAGUGCUUUAG
Molecule: messenger RNA, 2394 nt
Organism: Anas platyrhynchos (mallard)
Lineage: Eukaryota; Metazoa; Chordata; Aves; Anseriformes; Anatidae
Gene: KCNE2
Product: potassium voltage-gated channel subfamily E regulatory subunit 2
Biological process (GO): ventricular cardiac muscle cell action potential; regulation of ventricular cardiac muscle cell membrane repolarization; regulation of heart rate by cardiac conduction
Cellular component (GO): membrane; voltage-gated potassium channel complex
Molecular function (GO): delayed rectifier potassium channel activity; voltage-gated potassium channel activity involved in ventricular cardiac muscle cell action potential repolarization; transmembrane transporter binding
Source: RefSeq, a predicted model, not a curated record